AUGGGUACAGCACCGUGUUACAAAAAGAAAAAUGAGGAAGUGAAAGUAGCUCAUAAGGGACAUUUGAGUGAUAAGAAUAUGAAAGUAUAGCAUAUUCAAAUAUGAGAGUCUAACAAUGAGGACUUUCCAGAGUAAUAAGGUGAAGAAUAAGAAGAAGAGGAAGAAGAAGAAGUAAGAUCUGUAAUAAUCAAUUCUAGAACAUAGUUUAUGAUUACAUUUAAGGUGAAUUGAUUUAAGAGGGAUGUAAUGUAUAUUCUGCAUUGAAUACUUUAAAUGGGUAACUUUUAGCAUUAAAAAUUGUAUUAAUUUCUAUAAUGAUAGUUCAAAUUAAGUUAAGAAGAUGAUUUUGAUAAAGUGAUUAAUAUUGUAGAUAUACUUAAACGAUUAGAAUUUAAGAAUAUACAUCAAAUUAUAGGUUGGGAUUACUCAGUAUUCUAAAAUGAAGUAAUCUAAAAUGAAAUUAAAAUAUUGAUGCCUUAUGAGAGUGGAGGAUCAAUAAGUUGGUUAUUGUAGAAGUUUAGUUCAUUUUCUCCAUAACUUGCUAUUAUGUUUAUGAAAUAAAUAUUGUAAGGAUUAGAAUAUCUUCAUAGUUAAGGUAUAUUACAUAGGUAUUAUUGAUUUUAAAUAAGGAAUCUAAAAACAUCAAAUGUAUUAGUAGAUGGAGAAGCAAAUGCUAAAUUAAGUGACAUCUACAUAUUAAACAAUUAUAAAUUAUCUAUGUACAGUGCUCCUGAAUGUUUUAAUGGAUAAGAAUAUUCUUAAUUUUCUGAUGUUUGGAGUGCAGGUUGUAUAUUUGUAGAAAUGCUAACUAAAAUGCCACCUUGGCAUCAUUUAUCUUCUGAUAUUACUUUAGAAUAAAUACGAAACUCUAUCAAUAAAGGAUGUAUGAUUAUGAUAUCAAAAUAAACUAGAAUUAUUUCAAUUCAAACGUAUAACUAAAUCAGAGGAUAUAUUAUAGAUCUUCAAUUAGAUUUUUAAAUUGAAUCCAAAAGAUCGAUCUACACCUAAUCAGUUACUCACUCAUUCUGCUUUUCGAAGUAUCAAUUUUUAUUAGAAUCUUAGAUCUUGAAACUGAACCAUUAAAGUCUGUUGUAAUUUCAACUAGAAAAUACUAUAAUACAAAACAUGAUGAUAGAAAAUCAUUCAAAUUAUAGACUAGUAAUAUGUCUAGUUCUAGUAUGCAUGGUGGAUUAUCAGUUUCAAUAAGAAGGAGUAACAAUCCUGAUUAAAGUAAAUAUCAAUAAGUUCUGUAAUAAUUGAAGUCUAUUCAUCAAGACUUCAAUAGAACAGAGAAUAUGUAAGAAACAUAGUUACUAUCUCACAAUGAUCUAUGUAAUGUUGUAACAAGAAAGAUACAGAUUGAAACUAAAAUUAAGGAAAUAGGAAUUCAUCAUAUACAUAAAGAUAAAAAUGCAUUGGUUGAGAAUGGAUUGAUUAGACCAAAAGAAGGAUCAACAUAAAUUGCCAAAAUAUCAGUUAAUGGUAUACCAGAUUAAGGAAAUAAGAAUUAAGUUCAUAAACCUCCAAUUAAUUAAACAAGUUAAUAAUAUAAAUCAAUCAUGCAUAGUGGAAGUCUAGAAAAAAUACUUACUAUUAGAUCUAGUGAAUUCGUAAAGAGUAAUGAUCAAAGUAUUGAAAGAUUACCUAUAGUAAAAAAUAAAUAAUUAAGUGAAUCAUAACAAUUAGAAGAACUUAUGGCUUAACAAUAUUAUUAAAAUUAAAAUUAUAAUAAUUAAAAAGAGGAAAUUAAACCUAAAAUUAAUCUUAAUGAUAUUGAAAAAAUGAUGAUGGAUUAAUUUUCAUCAUCUAUGCUUAAAUCUAAUAAAAAUGAAGAAGAAUUAUAACCAGAUAAACAAGAAUAAUAAGAAUAAUAAGAAUAAUAUCACUAAGAUACUAAGUUUAUUAAGUCUGAAAUUAUUAUUAUUAAUAAUAAUAAUAAUAUACAAGAUCCAAAUUACUUUGAAAAUCUUAUGUAAUAAUAAUAUUUAGAAGAUGAUGAUCAAGAAAUAGAUGAACUUUAAAAACUUGAAGAUCUUAUCUAAUAAUAAUAUUAUAAUAAUAUUAAUCAAAAUAAUGAAAUUAAUUUAGAUUUAUUGAUUUAAAAAUAGUUAUCCAAUCAUGAUAAAUCUAUUCAACCUAUAGAAGAUAAAUAAGAUGAAAUCCUUUAAGAAAACUUAUCCAUUAUUGGUAUAUAUUCAUUUUUAUAUUGAUAUAGCUUUUGAUAAAUUAGCAUAGUCUCCAAAAAAUGAUAAUGAAUUGUUAAUAGAGGAUGAUUUUAUAUAUAUGUUAUGA
This is a messenger RNA of Paramecium pentaurelia, 2292 nucleotides long. NCBI's taxonomy places the organism in Eukaryota, Ciliophora, Oligohymenophorea, Peniculida, Parameciidae. The record is from the annotation of a GenBank genome assembly.